UAGGCCAUUCUUGAUUCACCUGCUCUAAAGCAUAUAUCUAUAUAUCAUUGAAGUGGUUUUAGAGGAAGCAAACAACUCAAAAGAACCUCUACAUUCCUUCCAUUUCUGUCCACCAUUAAAAAAUUUUCUUGUUCAUCACCAAGCUAGUACUUCCAAAAAGAAAGAAGAAGUUGAUCUCUAUCAUAUAAUGAGGCCAUGGAUGUUAUUCCUUGUCAUACUUUUGUCGAUUCAAAUCCAUGAAUCUCAAGGUUCAAGAAGAAGAUCCCAUCACUUCAAGAACAUCCAAGAAUUUCUUGUUAAUGGAGUGGAAGAAACUAAUGAGGAAGAAAAGUUGCAGCUGCAUAGUUCAGGAAUGAAGAAUAGAAAACUAAGUACGAUCACUCCAAUUUCCACCUCUCCCACCAUUAAUCCUAAGAAGCACGACGAAGACAAAGUUCGCCGCGACAAAAUAGGAAGAAAAGAAGAAAAUCUAACGGUUAAUCGGGCUUCAUCGCGGGACAAGCGACGACAACCUCAUCCGGCCCCGUAUCCCGACACUCUAGACCUGUCUGAAAUGGAUUAUUCUGUGGCAAAAAGAAAGCCUCCUAUACACAAUUAGGUAUAAUUUUGUAAGAGAAAACUAUAGAGAAGAAAA
This is a messenger RNA of Andrographis paniculata, 634 nucleotides long. RefSeq lists its product as uncharacterized. Bases 188 to 598 code for a protein of 136 amino acids. The transcript has 5 exons. NCBI's taxonomy places the organism in Eukaryota, Viridiplantae, Streptophyta, Magnoliopsida, Lamiales, Acanthaceae. The record is from RefSeq and is a predicted model, not a curated record.